Molecule: messenger RNA, 1917 nt
Organism: Paramormyrops kingsleyae
Lineage: Eukaryota; Metazoa; Chordata; Actinopteri; Osteoglossiformes; Mormyridae
Source: RefSeq, a predicted model, not a curated record
ACCAACUUCAGUGAGAGAGCGGUUUUUUUAUGCAGCAGAGGAACCACACGCUGAUCGAAAAUGUCGGCAUUAAGUGAGUUUUUGCGGGCUCGAGGGGUUUCGGAAGAAGCUAUGUCAAUAAUGGAAGAGCAAAAGAUUGACAGUGAUGUCAUUGGGCUGAUGGAUGAUGCAACUCUGGCAAAUUAUAUCCCUUCCUAUGGAGACCGAAUUGCUCUCUUCAAUUUCUGCAAAACUACAAAACCUCUUUCAAAACGAAAAGAGGGGCUUUUGGAAAAACUUUGUGAUAAAAUGAAACUCAGAAAGGAAAGCAGCAAGGAAAACAUAUCAGAACCCCACACAAGACCAACACAGACAAAAAAGCUGAAAACAACACGAAAUAUAGAGAUAGGAUGGAUUCACAAAGACGGUAAAAUAGCUAAGCAAGUAAGGGCAAAACAAGGAGGUGGCACCAGAAAAAUUCCAAUGGCAAAUGAAGCUGGAUUAAAAGACAUCCUUCAAGAAGGAAAGAAGCUUUUCUUUCCUGAUGGAGUAUCUCCUAAAGGUUCUGAAUCAGACUUUGAGUUUGAGGUGUGGGACUUUAAACAGAACUACCUUUCUGAUGAAACUUGCCAGUCUAUUGGCACUAUGUAUGAGACCGCAAAGCUGACCAUGUUAUGUUUUUACAUUGCAACCACGCCAAAAGGACUUGAAGAUGAUGCCAGCGGGACAUCUGAAGUGAUCUUUGUCUCAGCACACAGUGCCAGUGAUAUUAGUACAGCAGAUUUACAAGUGGGAGAUGUCAUGGGAGAUUUUGAUGGAGUCCAGCCUGGUUUAGAAGUGUCUAUUGAUUCUGAAAUUGCAUUUGCCCCCCUUUAUGAUGCUGAAGAAGACCUAGAGGACACACUGAUCUAUGAGGGUCUUCUUGUGCCUGCAAGUCCACCUCAUCCAGAGGAUGUGAUAACGAUCACUGUACAUCAUGCUAACACUUUACAUGAUAUGAUUACUGCUUUCUCUGAUCCUGAGAUUUUGAACAAAGCAUUAAAUGUGAAACGCAUACUUCCAGACAACCAAGAAGAAGCAGGCAGCGGAUCUGGAGUAUUAAGAGAUGUCCUCAGCUGCUUCUGGCAUGAAUUCUAUGAGCGUUGCACACUGGGUACAACGGUUAAAGUGCCCUUCAUUCGCCAUGAUUUUCCUGCUGAAACAUGGAAGGCAAUUAGUAGAAUCCUAUUGAUGGGUUACCAGAAUUGUCAGUAUUUGCCUAACAAACUUGCACUCCCCUUCCUUGAACAGGUUCUUUUCAACAGCGUGUAUAGUAAUAUUAAAGAACAUUUUCUCCAGUUUGUUAGCAGCCAGGAACGUGAGGUUUUGAAGCAAGUGAUGAGUGAUUUCUCCACAGUUGACUCUGAUGACCUUGUGGAAGUUCUUGACAGCUAUGGCUGCAGAAGAAGAAUCACAGCUGAGACUCUUUCUACAAUACUUGAUGAAAUAGCACACAAAGAGCUGAUCCAGAAACCCAUGUUUGUCAUUGACUGCUGGAGGGAGAUCACCCAUAAUCAUCUCUCCCUUAGUCCAGAGGCACUGAAAAAGUUGUUCUCUGACUUGCAGCCAACCUCAAAAAAGGUCUGUCAGCUGCUGAAAUUUGCAGCUGAUUUAACUCCCAAACAAAAGGAAGUGGCAAAUCAUCUCAAAAGAUUCAUUAGAGAGCUAGAUGAAAACAAACUUCAGAAGUUUUUGCGGUUCUGCACUGGAUCUGAUCUCAUUGUUGCAGACAGCAUCUAUGUGGAGUUUAAAGAAAUGACAGAUUUCACAAGGAGACCAGUUGGGCACACAUGUGGCAAGAUUCUGCUUGUAGCCGAAAGCUAUGAGAAUUUCCCAGAUUUCCGCUCAGAAUUUAAUGCAGUUCUUGAAAGCAAUGUCUGGAUAAUGGACAUUGUUUAG